Messenger RNA from Naegleria fowleri, 2586 nucleotides. RefSeq lists its product as uncharacterized. The transcript has 2 exons. Bases 1 to 2586 code for a protein of 861 amino acids. Gene Ontology annotation, biological process: autophagy; peptidyl-serine phosphorylation. Gene Ontology annotation, cellular component: cytoplasm. Gene Ontology annotation, molecular function: ATP binding; protein serine/threonine kinase activity; protein binding. The record is from RefSeq and is a predicted model, not a curated record. Lineage: Eukaryota; Heterolobosea; Eutetramitea; Acrasida; Naegleriidae.
AUGCAGUCCACACCAAACACUUCCGAUUUCCCUUCCUCUCCGCAGAUGGAGCCUUCAUCAUCAUCAUUGGGUUCCAUCCAAACACCAACCAUGAUGAUCCUUGGAUCAGGGACAAAAGAUGGACCAUUCACUCUCGGAGGAUCUUUACUUUUUCAAAAUUCCAUAAUGUCAGAAUCAUCCAUUCUUGCAUUGAAAAGGCUUGUAUUGCAACAAGAACAGGAAUUUCAUGUUCUUCCUCCAAUCGUAAUGCCCAAUCAUGAUUAUUCUAACUUGUUGGAAUCAUCACUGCAGCAACUACUCAUGUCGAGCUUUAACACUUCAAAUAAUAAUAACAUUCUGGACCUGUUCAAAAUUAAAAGCAAAAUCGGGGAGGGAUCCUUUGGUAGUGUCUAUAAAGUGAAAAUUAAAUCUACAAAGGAAAUUGUCGCUCUCAAAAGAAUUUCAAUGAAUCAUUUAGAGGAGGAAGAGGUGGAGGUGGAUGGUAAUGGAAAGAACACGACAUCCAUGUCAUCAUCGUCCGUGACAUCAUCAUCCUCUAAAACUGCAAUAAUCGGAAAGAGAGCGACUGAAAAUUUAAACGAGUUCUUCACAUUGAAAGGGCUUGAUCAUCCAUGUAUUGUUAAAGUGAGGGAAGCAUUCUUGAUGUUUGAUGACGAAAAAUCGUUACAGCAAGGAGCAAUUAAGAAUGUGGCAUAUACGAUGAAGUUUUAUGAAAAUGGCAGUUUGGCUGAUUAUAUUUACAAGAAUAAGGGCAAUAUUUCGUACAAGACAGUGAAAUCAGUCAUGAUUCAAUUAUGUUUGGUAUUGCAAUAUCUCCAUUCUAGAAAUUUGUUGCACAGAGAUAUCAAACCACAAAACAUUUUCAUUGAUUCCUUAUAUUCUUUAAAAAAUUCAUUUAUUCCACAAAAUCAAAUUGAUCCAGCACUCAGCUCUGUCAUUGUUAUUUUAGGUGAUUUUGGAACAGUUCGAAAAUUUAACGAAGGAUCCAUGAUUAGAACCAUGGUAGGCUCUCAAUUUUACAUGUCACCUGAAAUCAUGUAUGGAGAAUCCUACCAAUUAGAUGCUGACAUUUGGUCAAUGGGUGUCAGUAUUUAUCAAUUAGCUACUGGAGUACCAAAGCCCAUAGCAAUGAUGGCAUACAGAAAUGAAUAUGUCAUCAUUAAGAGCUCUCUCGAGAGUGCUCUCAUUAGUGACAAAUUGAACGAGGAUGAAAAAGUUGAGUGUAUGGAGUUGAUCGAUCUGAUCAUGCAAAUGUUUGACUUGGAUCCAAAAAAGAGACAUUCUAUCGAAUAUUUGCUGUCAUCAAAAUCUCUCAAGCCAUAUGUUAAUGACGUUUUACUCAUUCUCUCACAAUACAAUUUACAAAUAAUGCAAGAAGGAAAUGAGAAACUGCUGAAACUGGUUGACGAUUUGCGCUUUAACAUUGUAUCAAAUCAAGGAAUGAGAACCACUAUACGAAAAACAGACUCCAGCUCAUCAUUUUCUUCCUCACCAUCAACCAUCUCACAACAGAAUUUAUCGACAAACACGAAUGGACGCUUGUUACUGGUUUCGAGUUGGUGGAGUUCCAAUUUGAGAAUUUUUCCAGUGGACGAAAAGAAGAGCGGACCUUUCGAUGUUCUCUCAAAUAUGCCUUAUUUAUUGGAUCUAAAAUCAGAUUUAACAUGUGAACAAUUAUUACCUCUUUCUAAAGAAGAAAUUAUUCUUGGACUCAAUUCAGGAGAAAUAGUCAAGUUGAGAAGAGAAGGUGGACAUUCUUUCAAGGAGUUGCUUCGUGCUAUUGCCCACAAGGAUCGAGUGAAAUGUUUAAAGUUAUUUCCUAAUGUCUUUAAUAGUUCCCUAAAUAUGGAUGAUUUAUUUGCGUCAGGAAGCUACAACAAAUCGGUGAAAGUGUGGAAAAGAUCCUCUUUCGAAUGUGUCAAACAAUUUGAGCAUGAGAGUGGAAAUGUCUAUGCAUUAGCCACAACGUACAAUUUAAGAAAUAACCAACAACCAAGCUUAAUUUCUGUCGGAUCUGACAUGAGUAUUUAUGAGUGGGAUUUGGAAAAGUGUGUGAACGUGAGGGAUAAGGCUCACAACGAUGAAAUUUAUGCAUGUGAAUUUUUACAACUUUCACAGCCACUCCUAUUCACUGGCAGCUUUAAGGAAAUGAAAGGUUGGGAUCAUCGACAACACAAACCCUCAAUAUCACUGUCUCAAGCGCAUUCCAAUUAUAUUAACAAAAUUAUUGCUCUGGAACCAAAAAGCGACUCAUCUUGCCUCUAUAGAGAUGGCAAUCAUUUUCUGACCUGUUCCAAUGAUGGUAUGAUCAAAUUAUGGGAUGUGAGGAAAUUACAAGACAGUACUUUAAAAAGUGCAGAGAUGAAUGCUGUUCAAACCUUUAAGGUGAAUUUGGACGGAAUUAAGACACUUCAUGUGAUUUCUUCGACUGGGGAAAAAUCUACAGAGGAGAAUGUCAUUGCCUACGGAACAAAACGUGGCAAGCUUGGAUUCAUUGAUUUGAAUAAUUUUACCUUGGUCAAGAGUUUCAAUGCCAUUCGAGGCGUGGUUGGACUUGUCGAUGUUUCCGGAAUUCAAAUUUUGUAA